Molecule: messenger RNA, 4015 nt
Organism: Leopardus geoffroyi (Geoffroy's cat)
Lineage: Eukaryota; Metazoa; Chordata; Mammalia; Carnivora; Felidae
Gene: FAR2
Product: fatty acyl-CoA reductase 2
Exons: 12
Coding region: 413-1960 (515 amino acids)
Biological process (GO): long-chain fatty-acyl-CoA metabolic process
Cellular component (GO): peroxisome
Molecular function (GO): alcohol-forming very long-chain fatty acyl-CoA reductase (NADP+) activity
Source: RefSeq, a predicted model, not a curated record
CCGGGAGUAAUAGCGAGCGGCUGUGCUGGGUGCUGAAUGAAUGGAAGCCGCGGGGCGGGCCUGCGCGCACGAUGCCGUCUCCGGGAGGCCUGUAAAGGCCCUCGCCAGCCGCGCGCCCUCCUCCCGCCCCAGGCUCCGGCUGCCGCCGCUACCGCGCCCCACGCGGAGGCCGCGGCUGCAACCGGGAAGGUCGGAGGGAGGGUGGUUUCCUCCCGCCCCACACCCAGUCUCCGAGCCGGAUAUACAGAGUGUCACGUUUGGGAGCCCAACGAGGAGAGCGCUCUCCCUGCGGCGGGAGUACCUGCCGGGGCCUCGGGGAAGGACUGGGAUUUACAGGACCACUAGUUGAACCCCACCGCGUCGGAGGAGCAGGAACCUCUUUCCGGAGCUAUAAAAGACAAAGAGAAGAAUCAUGUCCAUGAUCGCAGCUUUCUAUGGUGGCAAGUCCAUUCUCAUCACUGGGGCCACAGGCUUCAUGGGCAAAGUGUUGAUGGAGAAGCUGUUUCGCACCAGCCCAGACCUGAAAGUCAUUUACAUCCUUGUGAGGACCAAGGCUGGCCAGACUACGCAGCAGAGGGUUUUCCAGAUCCUAAAUAGUAAGCUGUUUGAAAAGGUCAAAGAAAUCUGUCCAAACGUGCAUGAGAAGAUCAGAGCGAUCUACGCAGAUCUCAAUCAGAAUGACUUCGCCAUCAGCAAGGAGGACAUGCAGGAGCUUCUCUCCUGCACGAACAUUAUCUUCCACUGUGCGGCCACUGUGCGCUUUGAUGAUCCUCUGAGGCAUGCCGUGCAACUUAAUGUCACUGCCACCCAGCAGCUCUUGCUUAUGGCCAGUCAGAUGCCAAAGCUUGAAGCCUUCAUACAUAUCUCUACAGCCUUUUCAAAUUGUAACCUGAAGCACAUCGAUGAAGUCAUCUAUCCAUGCCCUGUGGAGCCAAAAAAAAUCAUCGACUCCAUGGAGUGGUUAGACGAUGCUAUUAUUGAUGAGAUCACACCCAAGCUGAUUGGGGAUCGGCCCAAUACUUACACAUACACCAAGGCCUUGGGAGAAAUGGUGGUGCAACAAGAGAGUGGGAACCUAAACAUUGCCAUCGUAAGGCCGUCCAUUGUGGGAGCAACCUGGCAGGAGCCUUUCCCGGGUUGGGUUGAUAACUUAAAUGGACCUAGUGGACUCAUUAUUGCGGCCGGGAAAGGGUUUCUCCGGUCCAUAAGAGCUACUCCGAUGGCAGUGGCAGAUUUAAUUCCAGUUGAUACAGUUGUCAAUCUCACCUUGGCUGUAGGAUGGUACACAGCAGUUCACAGACCUAAGUCAACAUUAAUCUACCACUGUACUUCUGGUAACUUCAAUCCUUGUAACUGGGGCAAAAUGGGAAUCCAAGUCUUGGCAACAUUUGAAAAAGUCCCAUUUGAGAGAGCUUUUAGGAGGCCGAAUGCGGACUUCACAACCAAUACCAUCACAAGCCAAUACUGGAAUGCAGUCAGCCACCGAGCCCCUGCCAUCAUCUAUGACUUCUAUCUACGGCUCACAGGAAGGAAGCCCAGGAUGACAAAGCUCAUGAAUCGGCUGCUAAGAACAGUGUCCAUGCUGGAGUAUUUUGUCAACCGGAGUUGGGAAUGGAGCACAUACAAUACGGAAAUGCUGAUGUCUGAGCUGAGUCCUGAAGACCAGAGAGUAUUCAACUUUGAUGUGCGCCAGUUGAACUGGUUGGAAUACAUUGAAAAUUAUGUUUUAGGAGUUAAGAAGUACUUACUGAAAGAGGAUAUGGCUGGGGUCCCAGAAGCAAAACAACAUUUGAGAAGGCUCCGAAAUAUUCACUACCUCUUUAAUACUGCCCUCUUCCUCAUUGCCUGGCGCCUUCUCAUCGCACGAUCUCAGAUGGCUCGGAAUGUCUGGUUCUUCAUUGUGAGCUUCUGUUAUAAAUUCCUCUCCUACUUUAGGGCAUCCAGCACACUUAAGGUCUAAGAACAUUCAGCAAUCUCCUUUUAUCUGGAAUCUCCUGGAUACCUCCAAAACAGCAAACUGUGGUUCUUAAGUUUAGGAAGUAACAAAGAAUAUGCCCAAGCUCAUUAACUGUCAAACGUCUUGUCAUGUAUUCAUCCUUAUUUCUUCCCUAUGUAUUGUUUUUAUUUAAGUGAGAAAAGGAAAGUCAUAUCUUAGCCUACAAUCAUACAUAUCUUAGGAAAAUUUAUUUCCAGAUUGCCUCCUAACACUCUAUGCCCUUGAACAUAAAACACCAAAGUACAUCUGUCUGUUGAUAUUUAGGGUUUUUUUUUUUUCUUGAGAGGACUAAUUUUGACUAAAUGAACAUGGAAUAACAUACGACAGGAGCUGAAAUAUGCUAAAGAAAGGCAGUUCUAACCUUGGAACCAUUCCAGGGGUACCCAGUAGAAAAGUUUAAAAUCAAGAUUAAGGGACACCUGGGUGGCUCAGUUGGUUAAGUGUCUGACUCUUGAUUUUGGCUCAGGUCAUGAUGUCAUGGUUUGUGGGCUCGAGCCCCAUAUUUUGCUCCGCACUGACAGCGUGGAGCCUGCUUGAGAUUCUCUUCCUCUCUCUCUGCCUCUUCUCCGCGCACACACACACACACGCGUGCGUGUGCUCUCUUUCACAAAAAUUAACAUUAAAAAAGAUCAAGUAGAAGAAUGAUCUCUGCAUCCUCAGAUAUACCAUAAAAGAAAUAAUCCUCCACUGAAAUCUCAGCCUUUUUUUGUGUGUUAUACCAUGGAGACCUGAGUGAAGACUGAGAGAAUUAGAAAAGUGGGCUCACAUUUAGCAUUUCCCUCAACUAUACUUCUGAAAUCUAAAAAACAAAAAAAUAAAACAAGAGGUUUAAGUAAUUAUGUACAGAAUGAGGGCUCAAGUGUAUUUGCACUAGGACUACUUACUAUGCUUGUAAGUAAAAAUUAGUUCUUAUAAUUUCAACCUGACAACUAUUAUUUCUAAAUCUUUUCAAUUACCCAUUUUCCUGAUGACCUUCUCUCAAGAGUUUCCUUCUCUUUUAUUGAAGUCACCAAACCCCUUAUAUUUAAGCUUAUUUUGCUCAGGCCUCAGUGACUAAUGGGAGGAAGGUACUAGGCUAGAAUCCUAAAAAACCAGUCCCUGGAUCUUUGCCAAUGAGAAAGCAAAAUUCCAAAUACAAGUGUAAAUGCUAGUUUUAGUUUUUUGUAUAGUGGGAAAAUUACUCCUCUGUGAUCAUCAGGACUUACUAGUAUCUUGAUCAUCCCAAGUGGACAAUGUUAACUGUACAAUGUACAGCAGAAGAUGAUAGACUUCACUAAGUGACUUUACGUUUAGAGAAUAGGUGUUGUUUUGUUUAAAAAUGUUUUAUGUAUACUAUCAAUGAAUUAAUAGUUUUUGUUCCCAAAUUCCUAUAUUAAUAAUAUAGCUGUUAUCCUGACUUUCUUCUUAUUUGAGAUAUCAGUGCAUGCUGGAUUGCAGCAUUUCAUGUUAAAAACAUGAAAUAUUAUAUAGCACUUGGGGCCUAAGCAAUUAAAAAUAAUCAUAACUACUGGCAAAUGACACAAGCAUAAAAUGGUAACAAUGGCAGUUACUUAUAUUUAUGCUCGCUGGAAUGAUAUGUAAUACUCAGAAAGCACAUUCACGUAGUUAAGUGCACAGGGCUUGAAGGCAGCUUCUAGCCUGGUAUUACUUGAGAUUUUUCUGAACACCAUAAAGGCCAUUUGGGGGGAACUGUUCUGGGCAAUGUCUUUUCCAAUCUCAUCUAAGGUCUGGGAACUUCUUUCCAGGGCAUACAACCCAGCUCUGAAACAAAGCACUUGGUGAUUUUUAGUUUGAGAUGUCUAUAUGAUACUUCUGAGUUACAUUGAUUAAGAUACAAACUAUAGAUAUAAUAAAAAUGAAAUCAAGAUAUAAAUUCAAUGAGGUUGGAUAAAACAUAAUUAUUCUAAGAAUUUACUACCUUUUGAUUUUUGUUUUCACUAAUUCCAUAAAUUCCACUAAUCCAGUAUUCAUUUUGAUUUUUGAUCAAAUGAAAGUUUGAAUUAAAAAUGUUUUCCUCUU